This is a messenger RNA of Chara braunii, 7842 nucleotides long. NCBI's taxonomy places the organism in Eukaryota, Viridiplantae, Streptophyta, Charophyceae, Charales, Characeae. The record is from the annotation of a GenBank genome assembly.
GGCAAGGUGCCCCCCGUCCGUUAGCGAGCAUAGUACAAUUGCCAGCAAGCAGACCUCGGCAAAAUUGAGGUUGCACGAGAGUCCAUGCUGGCCGAGUCCAUGCUUGCCAAGGCAAUCCUUUUGGUCGUUAGAGGAAAGAGAUGGUUGUUGUGGAUGCUCUUUGGUCCUUGAUGGAAAAACGUUUGAAUUGAGAUUGAGAGGGAGGCACAGCACACUGUUGGACCGACCUUGGGAACUCCGAGACGACGAGCUGGAUGCGUAUAGUGAGAACCUACACUGUGGCGAGUGUUGGGAUUGGCGGGCUUUGGUCGGGACACAGCGCCGAAGAAGGUGAAGAGAAGCGAGGGAGAGGAGUCGACAGACAAAUCGCCUCGAGGAACAAAGACGCAGAUGGUGGCCAGGUUCCUUCUUAUCUCAGUCGCCUAAAGAGAGCGGGGUGAGCUGAUCAACGGCUAGGAGUCACCUGAAGAGAGCGGGGUGCGGGUGCCUGUUUGACGAGCGGCACAACAUCAGCCAAUCCAUUGAUCGAUCGAUCGAUCGAUCGAGAUCCAGAUCCAGAUCGAGAUCGAGAUCGAGAUUGAUCCGUCGGUUUAUCCCCGCACGCCCGCGGGCUUGUCCGUUGGUUGCUUGUUUCUGUUCCUUUUCCCCCCUUCGCUCUGCGCGGGGGGAGUUAACACACGCACAAGCACGCACACACUCACACACACGCACGUGCACACACACACAGAGAGAGAGAGAGAGAGAGAGAGAGAGAGAGAGAGAGAGAGAGAGAGAGAGAGAGAGAGAGAGAGAGAGAGAUUCGUAGGGUUUAGGAGGGGAUCAGCAGACGAUGUGACAUGAGAGGGGAGUUAGAGGAUCGGCAACAGGGAACAACGGAUGCCGUUGGCAAGUGAUGGAAGCCGUCGGCUGCCUGAGGUAGGGGCAGUGUCGGACGCUGAAAGCGGAACUGUGCCUGUCGAAGCGCAAGAGGGAAAGUUGAGCCGGCAGCUAUUCACUGCAGAGACGAGGGGGAACUUGGACAGAUAACAUCACGUCAAGCAAUCGAAGUCAGUGGAAGGAAGAGACAAGAUCAAGAAGCAUGAAGAAGAAGGAUAUGGAGGAUAAGGGGGAGCAGACAGGGGAAUCAGAGGGGAAAAAAUCUCCCCCCCCUCCCCCUCCAUCUUCUGUGUCGUACUGGAAGCUAUAUAGCUUUGCCGACCCUUUGGAUUAUCUCUUGAUGCUUCUGGGCACGCUCGGAUCAGCAGCCAACGGGGCAGCCAUGCCUGCCUUCUUCUUGUUUUUCGGUAAACUCAUAGAUCAAUUAGGUACUCUGGGACGAGUAGAAGAAACGCCCGAGCAACGGCAAGCUACUCUCGACAAAAUCAAUCAGUAUGUCUUCUACUUCAUCUACCUUGGCCUCGUCAUGUUCGUCGCGUCAUACUUUGAAACCGGCUUCUGGAUGCAGACUUCUGAUAGACAGUCCGCGCGACUAAAGAAAGCAUAUCUGGAAGCUGUGCUUAAGCAAGAUAUUGGCUAUUUUGAUACAGAGGGCAGCACAGGGCAAACUCUGAGCCGGAUUUCUAGCGACACUAUUCUUGUGCAAGAUGCAAUAGGCGAAAAGGCUGGACUCUUUCUGCACUUCAUGGCGACGUUUGUGACAGGCUUUGCCAUAGGUUUCACUCAAGUCUGGAGACUUGCCCUGGUCAUCCUUGCUGUGGUGCCUCUGCUGGCCGUAGCGGGCGGCACGUACGCUUAUCUCCUACAAGGGUUGACCUCCAAAAGCCAGCAGGCAUAUGCUGGUGCUGGGCAGAUCGCAGUGCAGUCGAUCUCGUCCGUCCGCACUGUGUACUCUUUCGCCGGCGAAGACAAGGCCAUCAGGUCUUACUCCAAGGCACUGGAAGAGACUCUUCGCCUUGGUGUCCGUGGUGGCAUCACGAAGGGCCUCGGAAUGGGUGUCACGUACAUUAUCAUGGGGGGUUCCUGGGUCCUCAACUUCUGGUACGCGAGUGAACUGGUGUCCAAGCAGCGUGCGACGCCUGGCAAGGCCUUGACGACGAUGUUCAAUGUGCUCUUCGGAGGAAUGGCUAUUGGUCAAGCUAUGCCGUACUUGAGCAAUUUUGCCAACGGGCGGGCAGCAGGAUACAACAUAUUCCAGGUACUAGAGAGAAAGCCCCUGAUAGCUUCCUCGGAGAAGGGACAUACCCUGAAGGCAGUGACCGGAAGCAUUGAGCUUCGUAAUGUCACCUUUGCCUAUCCGUCACGUCCAGACGUUCAAAUCUUCAAGGACUUUUCGCUCGAGAUCCCCGCAGGGAAGACAGUGGCUCUUGUGGGUGCUAGCGGCUCUGGGAAGUCCAGUGUUGUGGCGCUGAUUGAACGGUUCUACGAGCCGAUCUCAGGAGCGGUUCUCCUGGAUGGGAACGACAUCAAGACUCUGCAACUGAGCUGGCUACGUCGGCAGAUAGGCCUGGUCAGCCAGGAGCCUGCACUGUUUGCCACCUCGAUCUUGAACAACAUCUUAUACGGAAACCCAGACGCCACGAGGGAAGAGGUAGAAGCUGCAGCUAGAGCAGCCAACGCCCAUGAAUUCAUCAUGGCUUUUCCUCAGCAGUAUGAUACACUCGUGGGAGAGAAAGGGGUGCAGAUGUCCGGCGGCCAGAAGCAGAGGAUUGCCAUAGCCAGAGCUGUGCUGAGAAACCCAAGCAUCUUGCUGUUGGAUGAAGCCACGAGUGCACUUGAUGCUGAGUCAGAGCGUGUUGUCCAGGAAGCUCUUGACGGGCUGAUGGGAGGUGGGAGGACGACCGUCGUCGUGGCUCAUCGCCUUUCGACUAUUCGCAAUGCUGAUCUGAUUGCAGUCAUACAGGAGGGAAAUGUCAUCGAGCUCGGCAAUCAUGACGAACUGCUUCGAAUUGGAGAGAACGGAGCCUAUGCCUCACUUAUUCGGCUGCAGCAGAAUGUGCAGAACAAAGAAGAAAGCAGAGCGGUAAGGCUUGCUCAGCGCAAAUCGGAUCUUGGCUAUGGCGAUGGCUCCAUUGCUGAUGGGUCAAGCCUUCCAUCGAUCAGACACACUCUAAGUUUCUCCCUCAGUAUGCAGUCAGCCGGUGAGCACUCUGUCAUCAUGGAUCCCAAAACGUUGAGAAUAGCCAAAGCCAGUGCACCGUCCUUUUGGCGACUGCUGAAGAUGAAUUCUCCAGAAUGGCCAUGGGCUCUUCUUGGAUCUGCUAGUGCCUGUGUUACGGGCACUUUCAAUCCCUUUUUUGCCUUGAUCUUGUCUGGAGUGAUUAGCGAGUACUUCGUCUUACCGGGCAUGAGAGGACGAGUGUUGAAGUACUGCUACUAUGCCCUCACUAUGUCCGGCGGUGGCAUAUUUGUCUACUUGGCCAGCUUUGGGGGAUUCGGCGUUGCUGGUGAGCGACUUGUCAAGCGCGUAAGGGAGAAGGCGUUCAAAGCUAUCCUGCAGCAAGAGAUUGGUUGGUUCGACUUAGAUGAAAAUAGGAGUACAGCGCUAGCGUCCCGUUUGGAAGCCGAUGCCACGGUGGUGAAGUCGUCUGUCAUGGAGCGCUUGAGUGUUUUGCUGCAGACUGUGGGCUCUCUUUCAGUUGCAUUGGUCGUUGCUCUCGUCCUGUCCUGGAGGAUGGCCCUCGUUGGAAUAGCCGUGUUCCCAAUCUACCUAUCAUCAGCAUUUUGCCAGACGUUAUUAAUGAAAGGUUUUAGUGGCGACUUGAACAAGGCAUAUGCGAAGGCUGGAGCAAUAGCUGGAGAGGCGGUGUUGAACAUCCGCACGGUUCAGGCGUUUGGCGCAGAGAGCAAGGUGCUUGGACUGUUUGAAGGGGAAUUAGCGAAGCCUUUACGAGACAGCUUUAAGAAGUCCCAGAUUGCCGGCACAGGGUUGGGCUUGUGCAACUUCCUGACUCAAUCGGCGGAGGCCCUCCACUUCUGGUAUGCAAUGACUCUUGUUCGCGAAAAUAAAAACUCUUUCGCCGAAGUUUUCAAAACAUUUAUGGUCCUCAUUGUCACCACCUUCGCUCUGGCAGAAUCAUUCACGCUAGCUCCUGAUAUUGCCAAGGGAAGCACGGUCCUUGGCUCAAUCUUCGCCAUCAUAGACAGGCGAACUGCCAUCGACGCAGAUGAUGAAUCGGGGACUAAGUUAGUGAAGCUGCAGGGCAACAUCGAGCUGAGGAAAGUCGAUUUCCGUUACCCUUGUCGGCCAGAUGUCCCCAUUUUCAAAGACUUGAACUUGAAGGUCAGGCCAGGUCAAAUCAUGGCCCUAGUUGGGCCCAGUGGUGGCGGAAAAUCAUCUGUCAUCGCACUCAUCGAACGCUUCUAUGACCCUGUUGCAGGUCAUGUGCUGAUUGAUAACAAGGACAUUCGGAAAUUUAACUUACGAUGGCUGCGACAGCAGAUGGCUUUGGUAAGUCAAGAACCUGUGCUGUUCAACACAACCAUACGAGAAAACAUUCUAUACGGACGCGAUGGUGCCACCGAGGCUGAGAUGGUAGAGGCCGCUCGGGCUGCAAAUGCGCACACUUUCAUCAGCAGCUUGCCUGAUGGUUACAACACGUCUGUCGGUGAGGCUGGUACGCAAAUGUCCGGUGGGCAGAAGCAACGAAUAGCCAUCGCCCGUGCAGUGCUGAAGAGCCCGACCGUUUUGUUACUUGACGAGGCCACUAGCGCCUUGGACGCGGAGUCUGAAGGCGUUGUUCAAGCUGCUCUAGAGCGACUUAUGGAAGGUCGGACUACUGUGGUGAUUGCCCACAGACUCUCCACCAUUCGUAAUGCUCAUGAAAUUGCAGUCAUUUACCAGGGCACUGUUGCGGAGAUAGGGACUCAUCAACAGCUGAUUUCUCGUCCGGGUAGUGUUUAUGCCUCUUUGGUAGAACUGCAAUCAAAGUCGUCUUCGUAGGCGCGCCACCGGUAGUCAUUACAAAGUAGAAUCAAUAUGUCAAUUGAGAUGAUAAGGCAUUCACAUUCCAGAAAGUGUGCGCCCUCUCUUAGGGGUGAUAAAUGUUACUCUCGAAGGUCAACAGAGGCAAUGGAUUGCCAACGCUGUGGCAGUCGGUUGCGUCUCUCUUCGAUCACGAAUCUGUUAUUGCACCUUGUCAUGCCAUAAAGAUUCAUAGCUCAUACCUACCUUUAUUUAAUCAGCUGUUGAGCCAGCCGCUCAAGCAGUGUCCUGCCGCAGAACCCAAAAACUUAGGUUCGAGUUCAAGCUUUUUGUUUUUGGCACUUCAUGUGUGGCUCCAGCAGCUGUGAAGGCAAUUGGCCGGCAAGUGGAAGAUGGGGAGAUAAGUAGAACUCUGUGAUCGUGUGUAUCGUUGGUGACGAUACAGGUCAGUGAUGUUGCUUACUCGAUCAUCCCCAUCUUGCAUUCAGCGCUGAUUUUUUUUUUCUGUGGAUUGUCAAGGAGCUGCAGUGAAUUUGUGCUUGUGGAUAUCGAGGAACAUGAUGCCGGAUGCCGAAGUAGGGCCUCCUCACCGGACAGGUCACCAAACGCCAACAAUUUUUUGAGAGAAUGUCCUACACGGCUGGGGACUAUGAAGUCUGGGCAUUGGGUGUCACCGACUCACCGCCACAUACACUCUCACCAAUGCCGCCUGGUCUGAAAGAGCUGGGCAAAUGCCCAGAGAGCAUGUCGGAAAGGACUGGUGGCAGAGGCCAAUGCGGCGAGGAGGCCACGAGAGGUCCCUCCAUGCCUGUACAGUUGUCAUGGGGAGGGGGAGGAGGUAGAAUUGCUAAAUAUGGUGUAUUCGCGCAGCAAUUCUCUUUGCGAACCUGAUGCAUUUGGGUGGACAACGUGGUUAGCAAUUGUGUGCAGCGGAGCGCCUUGCCAAAACAUUGGUGUUAAGAGAGUGCUGAGGUGAGCCCUGAAGUCCGAAACGUAAUAAUGUUUCUCGAGGGCUCAGGACACUCUUGCCUCCAGAGUUUUUCCUUUUUUCUUUCUUUCCAUAUUGUGAAGGUCAGUGAAAGGGAUAUUGAGCGUUUCAUAGAGAGGAGAAGGUCCUUUCACCCUUUGGUGAAUGAGCUUUUUGUUUCGAAAUCCCAAUUCUUCAGCAUACGUGGAAGCGGAAAGGAGGGGAUCUUGGGCAGCAGUUUUUCUUGUGUCAGUUAAUUAAGACAGGCCAACAUAGAAGGCCUUUCAUAGAGAGCCCAGAGAGUCCUAGAUGUGCAUGAAAGCAGAAAAAGUGCUUUCAUUGACGACUUGUUCUGUUUCGAGGACUGGAAAUUCUGCGCCAGGAAAGAAUGCAGAUAAAGGGAUAUCACCUACCUUAUUGCCAAAUGUACAGAGGUAUCUUUUUUUGCUUGCAUGCAGCAAGGCUGACUGUACGAUUGAUUGAACAGGCUUCAUGAAAAGAGUGAAUGGGGCGUGCUUCAGUUUCGGCCCCAAGGUCGCAUCUGUGGAGAAAGCUGACACUGGGAAGCUAAAAAGCGCCGGAGCCGGAGAAAAGUCCUCUCUACUAUGGAAAAGGACGAACAGGAUGCGAAAAAGGACACAGUGAUCUCAACUGGGAGGCGAUGGGUGCUUUUGGUGUGUUUUCAUGUCGCUUUGGCUGUCCGUGAUUUUGUUAAACCCCUUGGUGAUAUUCACUUGUGUAAGAGUCUUGUGUUUGGAACUUGAGAGUCGAGACUCCACAUUAAAUUUUGUAAUUGUGAGCUGGGCUUAAAGAAUUAGCCUUUAUUGCCAAUGUGUGCAAUAUAGAUGAUGUGAGAUAUUUUUAUUCAAUGGUGGUUUUGACUCACCGAAGGUCUCUUGUCAGGAGACAUCAAUGUGUUUACAAGCAGCAAGAGUUUCCUCGACUGCUGAGAUCUCUGCCUCUCAGACUUCAGGGGUCUCUGGCAUCUUUAGCGGAUGAGGAUGUCGGCCGUAUAGAGAUUUGUCAGCGUGCAUACUCCCGUCAUACGAACCUUGUUUGACCGAAUCUGGCUGUAAUUGUGGUAAGAAGUCGUCCAAGAAAUCCCAGUGAUCCAGCGAAGUUCAGUCCUCUGUUGGUCCAUGGUUUUAGAUGUGAGGAUGUGAAGGUCCAAGCCAUUUAUUGUCUCCCGGAAGAUGCCGUUGCGAGUAUUAUUCUGUGCAGUGACUAAUGGGCAACGGGUAAUGUGUCCAGGCUUUUCAGGGUGCCAAUCGGCGGUUAACCAUCCGGAGUAUUAUCCGGAUGGUUAAGAUGAAACUGGCUGUCUUUUUUUCCUUGAUAACGCCGAUUAUAGGUAGUCGGUGUGGUUGUUGACCGUUAACCAUGGUUAAGACGAAACUGUUUUUUUUUGCCUCUAACUCCGAUUAUAGGUAGUGGGUGUGGUUGUUGAUCGUCCGGAAUCGAACACGUGGGCUGAGCUGAAUGACUCGUAUCCAGCUGGAGCAUAACUUAAGGAUGUAUCAUAAACCGAAAAAGAAAGGGGGCGGGGUGGAAGAGGGGAAGGAGGUAAGAAGAGAAAGGGACGGAGAAGAUUUAUGUUUUACAGGGGAAAAAAAGGAUGAAUCAUAAACAGUCAUGGUGAUGGAACCAUCGUCUAAGGGAGUGUCAAAUUUGAGUAUUUUCCCCUCUGAUUUGUUGGCAUUGCUAUUCCUCUUAUUCCCUGAGCUUAACGACAGUGAUGCUAUCUAUGGUUGUAGGCUUGCCACUACCAGUUGUUGUUGAUGCAAAAAGCACAGGCUGCACAGCUUUGAUUCUGUGGAUGUGACUCUGCACUCUCAGGGCAUACGCACACUAGCACGCUUCUAAAUGCAUCUGACUGCCAUUAAGCCUGGAACUGGAUGCAUCUGAACACAAUCACGUCCAGAGCUGCGAAGAAAAAGGUCCUAGGUAGUGUGAGUAUGUCCACAUUUCGUUAAAGAUCGGCUUUUAUCCAUUUGGAUAAAGAUGGUUGAACUAA